Molecule: messenger RNA, 1977 nt
Organism: Daphnia carinata
Lineage: Eukaryota; Metazoa; Arthropoda; Branchiopoda; Diplostraca; Daphniidae
Product: nibrin-like
Biological process (GO): mitotic G2 DNA damage checkpoint signaling; double-strand break repair via homologous recombination
Cellular component (GO): Mre11 complex
Molecular function (GO): protein binding; damaged DNA binding
Source: RefSeq, a predicted model, not a curated record
GCUCUUUAAAGUUCUCUGCGUUCGCUUCGUAUGUUAAAAAAAUUCGAAGUGAACCAUUAGAAUCGAAAUAUGUGGUUUAUACAAAGGAAAAGUGAUGGUCAAACUGUUUAUCUGUUGAAUAAGGAAUAUAUCGUUGGUAGAAGGAAAUGUACCAUCGAAGUUUCCGACGACCUAUCCGUUAGUAGGCAACAUUUAAAGCUCACUGUCGACUAUUCCCCCUUAACACAGGUAUCGGGCCAACCAACGUUAAAAAUUAUGGACUUAGGAUCAACAUAUGGGGUAUUCAUUAAUCCUUCUGCAACAAAUACUGGGAAAGUUGAACCAAAAACAUGGGUUAAUGUGGAAGCUGAUUCGUCUUUUCAUUUUGGAGUAAAAAAUGAGUGGAUAGUCAAAUGGAAAAACAUUUCUGUAGUGUGUUCAGCUCUUGGGUCUGCUGAGCGAAGACGACUUAAUAAAGAGCUAACCAUGUUAGGGGCAGAAUCCCUUUCUGAAUGGCAGCGUGGAAUCACCCACUUAGUAACAGAUAAAAUCAUGCUUACACAAAAGGUAUUAGAUAGCUUGCUUGCUGCCAUACCAAUUGUGGUGGUGGACUUUUUUGAGAAAUGGGUGUCACUUCUUGAACAGGAUCCCUAUAGUCCAAUCCCUGAUGCCUCACAAUACACCCCACAAAUUGGACCAGCUCUUGGACAGUUUGGCAAGCAAAGUUUCAUUCCAAAGGAAGAAAGAAAGUCACUUUUUCUUGGGAAGACUUUUAUUUUUGCCUCCCUCAAUGAACUAAAAUCGUCCAUGGCAAUAGCGGCUAAAAGAGCUGGUGGAAACAUCACAAGCGAUUUCGAGGCUUUCAAUACCGAAGGCGUUUUGUUGAUGGAAUCUGCUAAUUCUCCGCCAGAUUAUGCCCGGCUACUGACAUCGUUAUCAUCCCGUGGAGAACGGCCAAUCCCGCAAAGUGAAAUCGGUUUAGCCAUUCUUUCCUGUUCUGUUGAAGUCUAUUGCAAUCCCCGUGCCCGCCUUGCGAGCGAACAUAGCCAGAGUUAUAGUAAGCCUGCAAAAGCUUCUGUUGAGAGCAGCUUUCGUGACGAAGAAACUCAACUGGCUACACAACCUUUCAAUCACAAAAAAGAGAGCGAAGAGCCACCUUGUAAAAGAAACAAGAUCGAAAAUCAAGUCCCAGAAAAUCAAGUCGACCAACCACCCACCAAAAGAAUUCAUCUUGAUGAUGAAGCUGCUGCUACCUGUGAAAUUCGGUCUUAUGAUAAAGAUAAUGAUGAAAUCCUGAAAAGAAAAAGUGUGAAACCUAGAACAGAGCCAUUAUGUACCGGGCGUACCGAUAUCACGACUGAAGAACGCGAAAACAUUUUGGAUAAAUCCAUCCCACAAAAAUUGCAUGCGGGAUUUUUUAGUCGACAAAUGCCUAACUCAUCUAGUACCUUACUCACCAAUGUAAAUCCUGGUGAAACUAGUCAUUCCCAAGAAACUAGACAUACGACUCGGUCGGAAGCUGGAAGAAGCAGUCCUGCAUGGUUACCAAACAAAGCUCGGAAAAGCUUUCGACCUCAUGAUCAAAAAUUGAAAGCAGUAAAUCAGUCCAUUGUGAGCUAUGCGGGUUUGGAGUUUAGAAGCACAUUGCCUUCCACCAGCCAAUCGAAAUCGCACAGGACAUCUGUAAACGGCACGAUUGGAAAUGAUCAGAGCAGAAGUCAGUGGCAUGUUUGUAGCAGCCCAGAGUUAAAUACAUCGAAGCUGGUUGUUAAAGCCAAUCUAGUUCGGCCCGAGGUAUUUGACAAAUCAAUAAGCUCGCAGAAGUCCCAGAACCAGCUCAAAGAAACACAGAUUAUUACUCGAAUAAAAUCAAUGAAGAUCGCUUCUCUAAAAGAGGGCAAGUGGACCACGAAAUGAUUCACUAUACUCGUGUUUGCGGGCUCGGAAUAAUCAAAUGCCCAGCAAUCAAUUCCAAUAAAAUACAAGUGUUUAACAUUU